Lingula anatina is the source of this 3939-nucleotide messenger RNA. RefSeq lists its product as uncharacterized. Gene Ontology annotation, molecular function: guanyl-nucleotide exchange factor activity. The record is from RefSeq and is a predicted model, not a curated record. NCBI's taxonomy places the organism in Eukaryota, Metazoa, Brachiopoda, Lingulata, Lingulida, Lingulidae. Gene Ontology annotation, biological process: positive regulation of Rho protein signal transduction.
GUGGAAACUGAUGAUUUGUCUCCCAGCUGCCAGACAUUAGAAAUGUCAGGUGCAACUGAGAUUACUAUAAUCAAUGAAACAUCAAAGGACCGCCAACCUCAAGAGAAUUGCUCUUCUUCGGUGGAUAAUCUACAAGGAAAAGCUGGCAAAAUAGAUUACCUUAAGGAAUACAAGCAGAAAUAUGGCAUUAAAGAAUCAUCACCAAUCAAAAAUAUUGAAUCAAAAAGGGAGCAAGUUGUUACUUACAAUUUGAACACGGAAGACUUGAUAACAAAGUAUUUAAGAGACAAAUCAAGGAAUGCUCAAUUUGCACAAAGUGGCUUUCAAACUGGUGAUUAUCCUCUGACACAGACACAACUUGAUUUAUUUCACAGUCCAGACAACAAGAACUAUAUCAUGCCAAAUGAGGACAAAGAUGUUGAAGGAAUUGUAGAUGGCACAAGGAAAUCAAAACAUAUCAUGAAUGAAAGUUCAAAAAUUAGUCAGUAUUCUGGUAGAAUACCUAUUUCGCUUUCAGAGUCUUCGUUAAGCCUAGUGGCUAAUGUGAAAGUGGGUGAGAAUACAAGCCAACAGAAUAGGCCCAGUCCCACAGUAAGUGACAACCAAGACGGGAGUCCUUCAACACUGUCAGUCGCUACAGCAAAACGACAGCUCUUUGCUCAGCAGGGGAAAUGUAAUAGUUAUGAUUUAGUGGAUAAUGUUAGUGAGGGAGUUUCUAAGAGUUUACCGCCAACACCUGAGAAAUGGCCUCGUGGUUUUGAUAACGAUUUAGUGGAGGCAUCCUCAACCAGGUCAUCUCUCAGUAAGUCAAAUUCUGAACCUGAAAGGCUUGUCCCUUGGAAGACUAAAUUUCACAUUCCAAGUUUUGAGGAGUUCAAACUGAGAAGAAAAUAUGGAGGCUCUGUACCUAAUAUUGCUGGUAUUGUACCUGACCAUUGCUCAAAUGAUGAAAUGGUAUUUCCUUCUUCAUUUUCCAUGACAACAUCAAGUUCUACAUUUGAUCUAAAGAGUUGCGCAAAAGACAGACAAGAUGCAGACACAUUCCUUUUAAAAGGGUCUAGACCCCAUGGAGACCACUCUGAUAGCUUAAGACCCGAGUCUCCAACUCUAUUUGGGCAAACUUACACUUUAAACAGUCCAUCAAUGGAUCUUGGUGUUAAAUCUUACUUGAGAACAUCUCCACGCAAUGCAGCUGUCUCACCUAGCACAUCUGACAAUACUGCUUCACCCCAGUCAUCAUGGGAAAUUCAUGUGCAAGCCCUUAACCCUACUGUUCCAAAGAUAAUGACAAAGACUGGACAGUCGGUGGAAAGAGGUCACUGUAAUUCCCCCAGGGGAUACAAGUCAAUGCAGAAAUUAUUUGGACAGGAGUCCCAACACCAUAGGUCAAAAUCACUGGAUGAUCAGGACAGCCAUUUGUCAAAAACCAAAAUCCCUUCAUCAUUAAAAGAAAUUGAAGAUGCUCUGCAUGAUGCAGACAUACAAAAAGAAAAGCUCCGACGCUGUAAAUCUGAUAAAAGUUGCCAAAGCAGCCCCAGGGUGACAUUCUCUGAUGAGAUUGUAACUGAGCCUCAUCGAAGAAGAAAGAGCAAGUCAGACCUGGGGAAUGUGGCUCAUCUCCUAGAACAGGCUGGUAAACAUGACAAUGACAACAUUGAUAAAGUGAAACACAGAAAACAUUCCAGGAAAUCUCAAAGUCAGGAUGAUGAUAUCCUCACCCUGGUGGAAGCAUCAGAUAGGGAGAGUACCCCGAAAGAUUCCUCCAAACGUACAUCGAAAAAACAUCGAGGGAAAAGUAAAUCUGAUUUAGGAACAGUAACAGAUGUUGUGAAAGUCGUCCAGCACCAACAGUUAGAAGAACAAAUGUAUGUGCCAAGUAGUAGUAGUAGUAGCAGACAGAAACCAAAAAGACAUGUUAAAGAAGAAUAUGAGAAAUAUCUCAGAAAAUAUCAAAUGGACAAUGACUGUGAGCCAUUUAUAAAUAGGAGAAAUGAUUCCGUAUCACACCAUCCACAGCCAGCUUUCUCUCGUGCCAAGUCUGACAAUCAAAUAAAAAAGAUUAGGUCAAUAAGUAAAGACGAUAGUGAAAUUCCCCUUUCUUAUGAUAAUGAUGAGAAGAAAAAUGAGACAAGAAAAGGUUCAGAAAAGAAAAAGAAAGGAAAGUCUAAACCACCUCCUAGACCACAUUCCAGUUUAGGACUGAGUUCUGGGGAUGCCACGUUCUUGCCGAGUUCUGUCAGUGAGGAAGGAAAGGAUAUGAAAUGUACUGCCAAAAAGGACCAAGAACAAGGCAGUGCUCCUAUCAAACAGAACCUGUAUACCAAGAAAAAAGAUUAUAAAGUGAGUAUUGAGCCUGAUCUUGAUAGCUGCAUGGCAAUAACUUCUACUGAUUAUAGACUAGACAUGUUACCUAGAGACAAUAGCAUGUUCCCUUCUAGUCCCAGACACCAGAUGGCGCCUGUAGACUUUUCAGUUUCCCAGCACCAGAGACUGGGGGACGUAGAAAUGUUAGACUUAGAUCUAUCUAGUUUAGAAUCCGACUUGGAAUGUUCUGAACAUACCUUGCCUGAUGUGCCCAGUAGUUCUAGAAGUCUAGGAGAACUUGAUGAUGUCAGUUUUGAGGACUAUGGACUUGAGCAACCUGAGAGAAAGGAAGAAGUAGCAGGUACAAGUAUGGCUAGAGAUCUGAAGGAAGAAAUCAGCUCAGCGGAGAACUCUCCAAGACCUGAGAUGACCACCAGUCCCAGGUUCAAUAACUAUGUAGAGGCCCUCCAGUCUGGAUACACUGCACCCAGGUCUGAGGAUCUAUUCACCAAGUACAGCAAGAGGUUCAAACGACUGGAACAGACUGAACUUAGUCAGAUUUCAGUCACAAGAUCAACAUCAGAUGUUUCAGACAUCAAAGAAGAGAAGAAAAGGAAAAAAGACAAGAAACUAAGGCACAACAAAAGUGAUCCAUUUGAUGAAGUGGCUUUAGAAAGACAGAAUUCUCAGAAAGAACAAAGAUUGAAAGCAAGAGAAACCAGAGGUUCUAAGAAGAUGUCACUAAAAGCUCAAGAUGUCAGCAAAAGAAAACUGUCAUCAGCAACAUCGAAGGAAGAAAUCCUCAGUUUUCUGCAGGAGGUCCAAACUGGUUCGUUUAAAACAUUAGAAGAGAGCUCAAGUCUUCAGAGUCUGGAGGAGAUUUAUGAGGAUGACACAAGCUCAGAGGCAUGCACUAGAGGUAGGCACGAGCCAAGCAGGCAAAAGAACCGCCUCAGCAUCGUAAGCAUGACUAGUGUGGACAGCGGGGUUACUGAGGGGGUGCAGGACUCUGCAGACACAGCCAAGGAUACCCCAAAGGGAGCAGAAGUGGAGAGGGUGGACAGUGGGGUUGGAUCUGAGACCAAAGCAGGAAUGAAAAAGAAAAGCAAGGGCCCAGUCUGUGAGGAUUGCAACAAAACCAUCAGUGUGUUGGACCUGGAGGAUUGUGUGGAAACACUGUGCACGAAGUGUCAUUCACGUAGAGUGGAGAGGAAGGAAACCAUUCAGGAGCUGGUAGACACAGAACUCAGCUAUGGCAGAGAUCUGCGCAUCAUCAAAGAGGAAUUUAUGUCUCCAAUGAAAACGGCAUCUUUGCUGACUCCUGAACAGUUAGACACCAUCUUCAUCAAUCUGGAAGAAUUGAUUGACAUCAAUGACAAAUUUGCAGACAAACUGCAGGAUCUCGUUGAAUUGGCCAAUGAACAGGGAGAUGAGGACUAUGUCACAGUAUAUAUAGGUCAACUUUUCCUGGAAUCCUCCAACAUGUUCCUGGCUUUUGAGAACUACUGUGUGAAACAGGUAGGACAAGGGAGAAAUAUAUGGAAUAUUAUUGAUAGCCUGGAUUAGCUUCCAAGUAGAAAAAAUUGCUGCAAAGACUGUAUACAUUUGUAAAUACAAACACCUAAAUCUUGUACU